AUCUAACCUAUUCGUUUACCGAGACAGCGGACUCAACCCCUGGCGUGCGGGUCGAGAAAGUCCGUCUUUUCAAUGAGUUAGUUUGGGAUGUGAAUUAGAACGAGACGUUAUCUGAGUGAAUUAGAAAGUCCGUCUUUUAGUAGUACGUGUCUUUUACUGAUGUAUGUAUAUAUAGGCAGAAGCAGAACAUAAACAAGAAUGAAAAAGCGGAAACCGAUUUUUCAGUAACUUCCCUUUGGCGCUUCCUUUCCCUCGAUUUUCGGCCACCCUUCCCUGCAACUCCAUACUUUCCGGCCAUUUAUAAACCGAUCUAAUUCCUUCUUUCCUUUCCCAUUUCCCUUUCCACCACACAAUGCAGUCCCCUUCUCCGGCCAUCCUCCCCAUUUCCAAUCCCCAAUCCCAACCUCAUAUCCCCCUUUCUUCCUUCUCUAGCCAUCUCCUCCUCUCCCUCCGCCACGCCUUCUCCCGUCGCCGCCCUUGGCCGGAGCUCCUAGAUCGCUCCGCCUUUUCCAAGCCUGAAUCCCUCACCGAAGCCACUCUUCGCAUUCGCAAGAACUACUCUUAUUUCCGCGUCAAUUAUUUCACGAUCAUAGCCCUAAUUCUUGCCAUUUCACUUUUCUCCAAUCCUUCCUCUCUCUUCCUCUUGAUCGCCCUUCUUUGCUCUUGGAUCUUCCUCUAUCUCUUUCGCCCUUCCGAUCAGCCCCUUGUUCUGUUCGGUCGGCUCUUCAGAGAUAGCGAGAUCUUGAUUGGCCUCCUUGUUUUCACCGCCUGUGUUGUUUUUUUCACCAGCGUUGGAUCUGUUCUCGUUUCCGCUCUGACCGCCGGUGUCGCCGUCGUCUGCGCUCACGGUGCUCUCCGAUCUCCCGAUGAUCUGUUCCUGGACGAGCAGGAAGUUAAUUCGACUGGCUUUCUCGGUAUCUUCGCCGGCCCUCCCUCCUCCUCCUCUGCGGCCGCUCCUUCCAGCAGAUAAAAUAGUGUGAUUAUUCCGAAAAUUCAAUACAUAUGUGUGUCGAUUUGAUUUGUUCAUUCUAUUAUUUUGUGUUUGAAUAUUCUUCUUGUUCGAUUGAAAUAGUGGGGGAUUUUUAUUCUUUUGUUGUUAAAAUGUUACAAUUGAAAUUUGGUUGGGGAUUUUGAUUUAAAUUUUAAAGGCCGGAGAUUUAUGUUUAUGUUAAUAGUUUGUAUCAAUUUAGGUUUGAUUCUUUAACCUAAAAUAAAUUAGGUUUCAUCCUUUUCUUUUUCUUUUAUUUAAAUAUAUAUAUAUAUAUAUUUUUUUUUUGCUUUAUUGUAAAUUUGUUGUACUCAAACAUAUGUUAUAAGAAGAGUAGUGCUCUCUUUUUAACCUUUAA
Molecule: messenger RNA, 1346 nt
Organism: Cucumis melo (muskmelon)
Lineage: Eukaryota; Viridiplantae; Streptophyta; Magnoliopsida; Cucurbitales; Cucurbitaceae
Product: PRA1 family protein B2
Exons: 1
Coding region: 353-970 (205 amino acids)
Biological process (GO): vesicle-mediated transport
Cellular component (GO): Golgi apparatus; endoplasmic reticulum
Source: RefSeq, a predicted model, not a curated record